Messenger RNA from Prorocentrum cordatum, 1395 nucleotides. The record is from the annotation of a GenBank genome assembly. NCBI's taxonomy places the organism in Eukaryota, Dinophyceae, Prorocentrales, Prorocentraceae.
AUGGCGCAGUGGCUCUCCCAGAAGAUCUCCUUCAUGGAGUGUGCCGACAGAAGGCCGCUUAUGAUGAUGCUCUUCAUCGCCUUCUGCGUGCUGGCCGGCGUCUUCGUCUCCGCAUCUGGCAGCGGCGGUGAGGGUAAGCUUCAGAUCGACAUCCUCCUGAUGGUUGUCGUCCUCGCCUACCUCAUCGGGCACUACAACGCGAGCCCGGGGGCAGCUCGGCCGCCGAGCGCCGAUAAGAAGAAGAUCAGCGAGAAGAUCGCGCGAGGGCGCCGGCCCCUGCCGAGGGCGCGGCCCUGGGCGGAGGGCGCCCCGCCAGGCCGGGGGCCCGCGCCGCGGAGCCCCCGGCGCCGAGCGGGGAGGGCCCCGCCGAGGAGGAGGACCUGUUGGCCCCAUGCCAAGGGCCAAGAGGACCAGCGGGCGUCGGACAUGCGCAUCCUCGACCGCGUGCAGAGGGAGGGAGUGGUGCCAAGGGCCUCGCACGUCACGGCGGCGAUGAGAGCCUGCGUCAGGUGCAACAGCGCGGGCACGGCCGUCAGGCUGUUCGACCAGAUGCUGGAGGGCGGGGCCGUCCCCGAUGUGCAUCUGCUCUGCAAGAGCUCCGCCAGCAAGUUCUUCAAGCUCGUCGCCGAGAGCCUCGACGACAAGCGCAUGCGGGAGGAGGGGCUGCGGCUUCUCGAUGUGAUCCGAGCUCACGGGCUCUCGCCAUCUACUCUUGCCCAGAACCGCUUGAUCGUGGCGUUCCGGAGCAAGCUUCCAGAACAUGUCCUGGCCUACUUCGUGCAGAUGAAAGAAAGCGGCGUCAUGCUUAGCUCGACGGCGUACCGUUGCAUCAUGGCCGCCAACGAAAGGACUGGUCCAGAGUUCACGCUGAAGUUGUAUAAUGAGAUGCUGGAGUUAGGGAUCAAGCUCGACCGUGUGGCGUAUAAUGCGGUGUUGUGCGCUCUUUCUCAGCUCGGCAUGCUCGACCAGGCCCAGCAGAUGUUCCUGGAGAUGUCUUCCGCUGGGCUGGCCCCUAAUGGUAAAACCUUCGGCAUAAUGAUCAAGGUGUAUUACUCGAGCAAUCGCCCGAAAGAGGCAGUGGCCGUCUUCAAUGCGAUGCAGGAGCAACGCAUGGAGCCUGACCGUUUCGCCUACCACCACGCGAUCAACUCGUGCAUCAAGCUCCAGCGCCUCGAAUAUGCCCUCGAGCUGUACAAGGGCAUGCUUCAGGCGAAGCUGCCCCCGUGCGACAACACGCACAUCUACCUGAGCGCGGCGUGCAAGAAGCAGGGCUGGACGUCCACGGCGGACCAGAUCAUGAAGGACCUGGAGCAGGUGAAGGAGCUGCACGCGGCGCGGGGCCCGCUCCCGAAGGCCGCAGCAGGCGCGGGGAUCGAGCGCGGAGGCGGAGAGUGA